Molecule: messenger RNA, 393 nt
Organism: Pollicipes pollicipes
Lineage: Eukaryota; Metazoa; Arthropoda; Thecostraca; Pollicipedomorpha; Pollicipedidae
Exons: 4
Coding region: 1-393 (130 amino acids)
Source: RefSeq, a predicted model, not a curated record
AUGAUCAAGGACCGAGCGGGAGCCGACGCCGAUUUCGCCGAGGCCGGGUUGCGCGUGGCCGCCAAACUGAGCGGUGCCGACGAGGCAAACCCAGACGUCGUUCCCAGCAAAUACGGCCCGGACCACGAGGUGGUCGAAUCAACACGAUUGCUGAACCACGUGCAUGUGAGCGCCCGGGGCAGUCGGCUGUCACUGGGCUCCUGCUCGGCGCAGAGCGAAGGCAAACGCUGCAUACACCAGGGGGACAGCGUCACGUACGCGGAGCUCAGCCUGCCGCGGCCGGGCAAGACCUCGAGGUCGGUCAGAGGGCACCACGGCAGGACGCCGGGCCGGGCGCGGGACACAGUGGUGCGGACUGGCGAGCCUUCGGACCAGCGCGAGAGUGUGGUGUGA